AUGGUGGCAUGGGCCACUGCUCUGGGAGUUCUCGCAACAUCUCGAGGAGAAUCACCUGGCAACCAUGAAGCCCCUCGAGUUGGUCGUCUUGCAUUGGCUCGCGCAGGCCUUCGAGGGCAAGGGCAGCGAGAAGAUUGGAUCCAAUGGCGGCAAGAAGUUGGACUGCGAAUUUCGACAAAGCUGUCAGACAAGCUGCCUGAGCUUAUGGAUCUUCAGCAAGCAGAAUUCCGCCCAAAAUUCUUGGGGUACUUGGGCCAGUCUCUGAGCAAAGUUGUCUUUGCAUGCGGAGAGGUUCAGAUCUUCCCAGACGAGCUCCUGGAGACAUGCUUGGAUUGCGCACGGCGCCUGGCGGAGAUGAGUCGGGAGCUGCCGUUCGACAGGCAGUUCGACAGGCUGAUCAUGAGCCCGCUGAGCAGGCAGAGGGGGCUCCCCGAAGAGGUUGUUCAAGUGUUGGCAUCUUUCCAUUUCUCUGAGUUGUACGUAGCGGUGAAGGCUCAACCAAGCCAAAGCCGCAAGAACACUUUGGACAACCUGAAGAACCACAGAAAUGUUCUCGCGCCUGCAGCAGGGCUGCUGGUCAAGGCGCUUGAUUUUGGGAUGGAGGACCGUCACCAGCGGAUAUGCAACAUCCAGUGCAGACUGGUGGAGAUGAGCAUGACGGCCAUGAUGCACCUCGACAUGAAGACGGUCACGAUCUUGUUGGCAUCCAUGAGGAAAGUCACCAAAAGAUACCUCACACGUCGUGAUGCACCCUUCGAGCAGUUCGUCCAGUUCGUCCGGUCGGCAUUCCAGAGGGCUAGCACGCUCGCAAGGAACUGCUCCGAAAACGACCAGGAAAACUUCCAGAAAGAGCUCAGAAAUUACUUGCGGUUGCGUGACGAGUGGCAGGUCACUCUGGGUGUGCAGCUGAGUAUCGUGGACAUGAGCCAUCUCGACAUCGACGCGGUCACAGGGUUGUUGGAGUCCGUCAGGAAAGUCGCCGCAAGGGACUCCACACCUCCUGAUGCAACGCUCGUCCAGUCGGCAUUCUGGAGGGUUCCCGCUCUGGCAAGGAGCUGCUCCGUGGAGCAGCGGAGCAACUUGGAGCAGGAGCUCACAGCCUACUUGCGGGUACCCGAGCAAUACGACAUGUCCGUGGAGUUGCGUGAGGAGUUGGAGGAUGCCUUGCAGCAGCUGCAGCGCUGA
Molecule: messenger RNA, 1185 nt
Organism: Symbiodinium sp. CCMP2456
Lineage: Eukaryota; Dinophyceae; Suessiales; Symbiodiniaceae
Source: the annotation of a GenBank genome assembly